Messenger RNA from Closterium sp. Yama58-4, 3603 nucleotides. Lineage: Eukaryota; Viridiplantae; Streptophyta; Zygnematophyceae; Desmidiales; Closteriaceae. The record is from the annotation of a GenBank genome assembly.
AUGGAGUUCGAGCUGCAAGCGACGCGAGGCGACAGCUUGCGAAAUGAUCCAAGCUACUCGUCGAGCGACGACGACUCGACGAACGAGACAACAGACAAUGGGGGCUCGGGAAACCUUUCGCGGAUCGAGGGAGGACAGCGCGCGGGCGCUGGCAGCGGAGACGGCCCUGGCGCGCGGGAUCGAGAGUGCAAGGGAGGGCGGAUUCCGCGGGGGAGCCAAGGCUCUCAGUCCCCGCAAGCCGCCGUUACCGCAGCCGGCGCUGAAAGCGUCUCACGUUCCGCGAACGUCGCCGCGCCGCCGCUGCCCCGCCUGGACGCGAUGGGCAGCGCGGCGAACCGGCACGUGCGCGUGGUGGAGGACGCGGCGCUGUGGUACGCGUGCGCAGGGCCGCUGGUGACGGUGCCGGCCGUGGGGUCGCUGGUGGUGUACUUCCCGCAGGGCCACGUGGAGCAACAGCAGCGCCUCGCGCAGCGCGACCCACCGCAGUCGACCGAAUCGGAGUCGCCGCCCCGCUCGCCGCCGUCGGGGCUGUCGUCGCCGAUCGCCAUCUCCACGUCAGAAUCGCAGUCGCAGUCGCACAACAGCGGCGACGACUCGCCAAGCCCGUCGCACGGCGGCAACAGCGGGUUGAGCCAAUCGCCCAGCCAAUCAGACUCGAGCGGAUGCACUCUCCCCAGAGGCUGCGCGUCCGCUUCCCCCCCUUCCGCCGGCCAAUGCGCGCAAAGCAGCGGCAGUCCUGGCGGGCGUGGCGGAAGCGGCGGAGGAAGCGGCACGCGCGGAGCGGACAGUGGGAGCGCAGCGGAGAGCGCGCAGGCGAAGAGGCGACAGCAGCUGCCGCCCAGCCACAUUUUCUGCCGCCUGACGGCCGUCGCGCUUCAGGCGGACGAGCGCACGCACGAGCUGAUGGUGCGCUUCGACCUGCAGCCCGUAGACGAGGCGGAAGCAGUGAGGGUGCAAGCAGCGGCCAGCCAGGAGGCGCGCAGGGCAGGCGCGGGGGGGAGGAGACGGGGGCGCAAUGGGGAGAAGGCGGACGCGCAAGAGGAGCGGAGCGAGGAGGGCGGCAUGGACGCAGACGGCGGGCGCACGCAGGCAGCGCGGUCGGGGGGCCUGCAGGCGCAGGCGGGUGUGCAGGCGGGGGUGCACACGCACAUGGGCGCGCAUGCGCGGCUGCACAUGUGCUGCAAGCGCCUCUCCACCAGCGACGCCGCGCCACACGGCGGCUUCUUCAUCCCGCGCAAGGCCGCCGAGUCGCUCUUCCCCGCCCUCGACGCCAAUGAGGAGGGGCCAUGUCAGCAGCUGGUGGCGUCAGACGUGUUCGGGCGCGAGUGGAACUUCCGCCACGUGUACCGCGGGUCGCCACGCCGCCACCUUCUCACUGCCGGGUGGAGCGCCCUCUGCGCCUCGUGGGGGCUUGCCGCCUCUGACCGCAUCAUCUUCCUCAGGGCGGGCAACGGGGCGCUGAAGGUGGGCGCGAGGCGCAGCGAGGCCGUGCUGGCAGCGCAGCACAGGCGGCAGAGGGAGCGGGAGAGAGGGCGCGGGGCAAGCGAUGGUGCAAGCAGUGCGGGCGCAGCGAAGGAUUCAAGCAACACGGGUGCGCAUGCGAUAGCAGCAGCUGCUACAAGCCGGGGUGGUGGCGGUUCAGCGGCGACAGCAGCAGUGGCAAGCGUGACAGCGAGUCAGGUGUUGGAGUGGGCGGCGCACUGCCAUGGCGUCAAGAGGGCCUUCUCCGUCGUCUACCACCCCUGGUAUCCCCCCCUCCUCUCCUCACUCCUCCCAACUCCCGCCCUCUUCCCCUCACCUUGCUCCCCCUCCUCUGCUUGCCUUGACUCUCUUGCUUCUCUCCCUUGCCCACCCCUUCCCGUCUCCUCUACCCGCCCCUACUCUCCUCGACCUCCUCGUUUUGUCCGGAUUUCGCUCCGCCUCACCGCAGCCAGCGAGGUGCGCAUGGCGUUCGAGACCGACGAGCUGUCCACGCACCGCCUGCGCGGCACAGUAACAGCCGUGCACAGGGCGGCGAGCGGCGUGUGGCCCACGUCCCAAUGGCGCUCAGUGCGCGUGCGCUGGUUUGACUGCGACCCCUCGCUGCCCCGCCCCCCCCUCGUCUCCCCCUGGCACCUCGACGACUCGUUGCCCUCCGCCCCCCGCGCCUCCCCCUGCUCCUCCUCGCUCUCCGCGCCCAUGUCCCUCUCCCUCUCCACCACAUCCUCCCUCACUGCCUCCGCUCCCUUCCCCUCCUCCUCCUCCUCCCCCUCCCCCCGCCCCCUUGUCUCCCCGCGCCCGCCCUCCUCCCCCCGUGACCCCCGACCCGCCCGCUCCAGCCUCAGGGAUUCCGCGUUCCCCCCUCUCUCCGCCUCUCCGCCCCUCCACACUUCCCCGUCCGCGCUCAUGCCGCCUCCCCCCUCCCCCACCACGCCCAGAAGCGCCUCCUCCGCCCCACACCUCCCCUCCGCGCCCACCCCCCCCACGCCUCUGCGCCUGCCCCCCUCCGCAUCCCCCUGCCCGUCCCCCGGCGGGGGGAGGCGCAUCAGCCUGGCGGAAUGGCGCCAGUGGCGCGCGCUCGUGAGGCAGUCCCCCGCCGACCACCCUCUCCCCCUGCCCCUGCACCUUCCUGCCAGCGGGGCGGGCAGGGGCGGGGAGAGUGGGCGCGAGGCAACAAGGCAGACGGGCGCGGAUGGCGGGGAGGGAGGGCGGGAGGAAGAAUGGGAGGCGGAGGAUUUGGAAUGUGGAGGGCGGCAGCGAGGGGGUGGGGGCGAGCGACCAGUGUCGGCACUGCCCGCCACAUCAGCAGAGGUGGCGGCAGGAGCAGGUGCGGCAUCAGAGGAAUCUGCAACAUACCCCUUCCCAACCCCCCUCCGCCCCCUCCCCACCGCCCCCUCCCACGCCGCCCCCCCUUACGGCGACCCUCGGCCUGCCAGGCUGUCUCUCGCCUCACUGCUUCCACUCACUGACUGCCACGUGGCAGCUGACUCAGCAGAGGAGCGGCCAGGGAAGAAGCCGAGGAGUGCCGACCGUUGUGCGAGCUGGCAGAGCGGUGAUUUGGAAGGGCGUGAGGAAGAGGGCGACGAGGCGUGUGAGGAGCAGGAGAUGCGAGAUGAGGAGUGUGGGAAGGGCGGCGAGGAGGGGGACAUGGUGGAGGCGCAGGGAAGAGAGGAAGAGGAGAGAAGGGAGGGAGAAAUGGGAGGGGACGGAGAGGAGGGAAGGGAGAAGAGAAAGGAGGGAGAGAAGGCAGAGCAGGGAGCAGAGGAGGGCGUGACGGGCAGGCACAGCCACUCAUCCUGCCAUGCUGCUGCUGCUGCUGCUGGGCAGUCUCGGCGCAUCAAACUGAGGGUGGAGGGAAGCCCGGUGAUGCGCACGGUGGAUCUCAGUGGCAUCGGCAGCUUCCAAUCGCUGUACGCCACGUGUGCAGCCAUGCUACAGCUGCCUCUGCAGCAGCCAGGGGAGCCCUCAGCGGGUGCCACGUGUCCCUGGCAGCUCACCUACACCGACACCGACGGCGACACGCUCCUCGUUGGCGACGGGCCGUGGAGUGAGUUUGUGAGGGACGCACGGAAGCUGAGUGUCAUAAGGACGCCCAAGCUUCAACAAUGGGGGGAGAGUUGCUGA